AAAUUUUUCACUUUCAGUGAGUCCUUCAACGUUAACUGAAAGUGGAACUUCUAAGUUAACGAAAUCUAAAUAAUUACAAAUUCUGUAUCGUUUAAUUUUGCAACAUAUUUCAACUUAUAAAAUAAGCAAAAAUUGCAGCGGGGUAAAAUACCAAAAGGAUGGGUGAUUUAGAUCCACCAAGGAAUAUUAUUCAGUCUUUUGCAAAUGCUGUUUUCUAUUUUGUUGAUGCACCAGUAACUUGGUUUAGAGAAACGAUUGUGACACCAAAUCAAAAGAAACAUUAUUAUUAUCAUCGGAAGUUUCAGGAAGUUCCAGGAGUUGAUGAGUGUGAAGUAGGAGAUGUAGUCUGUCUGUUUGAAGCAAAUGAGCAGUUCAAAAGAAACAAACAAGUGGACAAUGAAAUACUGAAUAUUCUGAAACAGAGAAGGGAUGACUGUUUGCUUUACGAAAACCCAGACCACCAGGUUCGGUGUAAGAAGGUUUUGGAUGAUUAUGCAAAAGCUGCAGAGAACUGGUUUAUAAAAUACGGUGACUUGGGAAUUUAUGGUACUGCUAAAGAUGCCUACAUGAAACAGAAACAUAGGUUGGUCUGGGAACGUCGGCAAGCUGCAAAACUUGAAGAGAAUGAAAACAAAAUCUGAAGUAGAUUAACAUCAUAAUUUUUGUUUUGUUUUUCAGAUGUGACAUUUAUGUAGUAAUCCUAGUGUAGUGCAUACAUUGGAAGGCAGUAACUGUUAAACUAUUUUUUAGGUUAUUUGGAAAUAAAUAUAUUACACUGAAAAAGUCAAA
Limulus polyphemus (Atlantic horseshoe crab) is the source of this 789-nucleotide messenger RNA. It is a transcript of the gene ND-PDSW, whose product is annotated as NADH dehydrogenase [ubiquinone] 1 beta subcomplex subunit 10-like. The record is from RefSeq and is a predicted model, not a curated record. Bases 159 to 641 code for a protein of 160 amino acids. The transcript is spliced from 4 exons. NCBI's taxonomy places the organism in Eukaryota, Metazoa, Arthropoda, Merostomata, Xiphosura, Limulidae.